Molecule: messenger RNA, 405 nt
Organism: Lycium ferocissimum
Lineage: Eukaryota; Viridiplantae; Streptophyta; Magnoliopsida; Solanales; Solanaceae
Exons: 2
Coding region: 1-405 (134 amino acids)
Molecular function (GO): nucleic acid binding; RNA-DNA hybrid ribonuclease activity
Source: RefSeq, a predicted model, not a curated record
AUGAGUUCUGCUGCCUUUUGCAUAAGAAAUGAUAGAGGAGAUUUAAUGUAUGCUGCAGCUAGAACACUGAAUGAUACUACCAAUAUUUGUGCAGAGGCCAUAGCAAUAGGGGAUGGUAUUGAAUAUUGUGUGACACAUCAGUUCUUGCCUGUGAUUAUGGAAACUGAUUCCUUGGCUUUGCUAAACAUCAUAAGGCAGAUAUGGAGUAUCCCUUGGAACAUCAGAAUGGAGAUAAGGAGAAUACAGUAUUGGAGUAAUAAGGGGCAAGUGCAGUUUGCUCAUAUCCUGAGGGAAGGCAAUGCACUUGCAGACUGUUUAGCUAAUUGUGUGCUCAAGUUUGCAGGGAACCAGAUUGAAGUGCUUUCACAGUUUGCUCAUCACUGCAGCAGUAGCAACAUCAAGUAG